AUCCUUGUGACUGUUCCAUUUCCAUGCCUGUGGAAAAUAUUGUGUUUUUGGAAUCUGCAUUCUGUUGGGAGACCGUCAUCACACUGACACUCCCCAUGCAACCUGAGGCAACCAACGACCAGAUCCAGAAUGCUGAGAAGAGGAUGAAUCCUACAGGUCAUCUGAGACAUUCACGUGUCUUUGCCGCUGUCCGUCCCCGACAGCCCUCUCGUCCCACCGGGGCACCAUCUGCCUCCCGACACUCCCCCCGCUGCCCCUGCCCGGAUCCCUCCCCCCUCCCGUGCCCCCAGUAGUGGCCAUCCCAGAGGAGAGGAAAGGCGAGCCGGCCCCUGUAAAUAUGCCUGGAUGGAGGUCUCAGUGGCGUCUCGUCCUGCUGAACUCCCUGACCUGUGGCCUGGAGAUCUGCGUGGCAGCUGGGAUCACAUACGUGCCCCCGCUGCUGCUGGAGGCUGGAGUGGAGGAGCGUUACAUGACCAUGGUGCUAGGUAUUGGUCCAGUGCUCGGCCUCCUGUUCAUCCCUCUGAUUGGCUCAGCCAGUGACCACUGCAACAGCAGUUAUGGCAGACGACGGCCUUUCAUUUGGCUGCUGUCUUUGGGAGUCCUUCUGGCGCUUGUCAUUAUUCCCCAUGCUGACGUGCUGGCUGCACGCCUUGCCUGGGGCGGGCGCACUCUCCAGGUGGGCUUCCUUAUCAUUGGGGUUGGGCUUCUUGACUUUUGUGGACAAGUAUGCUUCACACCACUGGAGGCUCUUUUGUCGGACCUGUAUCGGGAUGAGGAGGACUGCGGCCAAGCCUUUGCCAUGUUUUCCUUCAUGGUCAGCCUGGGAGGUUGUGUGGGCUAUUUGCUGCCCGCACUGGACUGGAGUCGUGGCCUCCUCUCUGUUUACCUGGGAGGCCAGGCCGAGUGCCUCUUCUCCCUGCUCAUCCUCAUCUUCAUCUCCAGUGUGCUCAUCACCAUGAAGGUGUCUGAGGAACCCUCGUGCGCUAGCAGCGGCUUGGCGGGGUCCGGAUCGUUACUGGAGUCGGGGGCCGGUGUGAUGGAGGUGGGCCGAUGCGGCGUGCCGCGCUCAUGCUGCUACCUGCUGAAGUGCAAGCUGAGGCUGCUGAAGUCCGGACCGCUGCUGUGCCUGCUGAGAACAUGCUGGUCCAUGACCCCAGCCAUCUACAGGAGCUACUGCCAUGUCCCGCGGGUGAUGAGGCAGCUGUGUGUGGCUCAGCUCUGCAGCUGGAUGGCUGUCAUGUCAUUUAUGCUUUUCUACACAGACUUUGUGGGGGAAGGCCUGUACGAGGGCGUGCCCAGUGCAUUACCAGGAAGUGUGUCCAGGCAAAGAUACGAUGAAGGUAUCCGUAUGGGUAGUCUGGGCCUGUUCCUGCAGUGUGCUACCUCAACCUUCUUCUCCCUGGUCAUGAGUCGCUUGGUUCGCCAUUUUGGCUCACGGUGGGUCUACCUGAGCAGCAUGGUGAGCUUCACUAUAUCUGCUUUGGUCAUCUGCCUGUCCAAAAGUGUGGUCUUGGUCACUGUGAUGGCAGCCCUCACUGGCUAUGCGUACGCCACACUGCAGACUCUGCCCUACACGCUCACCUGCCACUACCACAAAGAGAAAGAGGUCUUUAUGCCAAAAAAGAAAACCAAAAGCAUUCAUAAAAACGGUAUUACAACCAAGCUGGACUCUGUGUAUUUGACUCCUGUGGAAGAGGAAGGCGGACUGAACCACAAAACGGGGGCUCCCUAUGGGAAUGCCUUCAUUGGCCAGGACAAUUAUGAGUAUUACCCGAGUCCACACAGCCAGAAUGGUUCCUCUCACAGCUCUGGAGGUACCAAACAGGAGGAGACUGAUUUGGGCUUUGAGAAACGUGGUGUGGGUUUGGACUUUGCCAUCUUAGACAGCACUUUCCUCCUCUCUCAGGUUUUCCCCACCCUCUUCAUGGGCAUGAUCGUUCAGUUCGCACAGUCCGUCACUGCCUAUAUCGCCUCUUCCGCCAUCUUUGGUGCUGUUGCCAUCUACUUGGCCAGUCAAAUCAUCUUUGACCAAAAGGACCUCAAAAGCUGAGACUUGGAUACAAAAGAUGUGGGAUGUCAGGUUCUUUGUGUGCAACUCAACAAUGCACCACUGUUUCCCAAAUGCCUUGUGCUGGAACCAUGCUCUGUUGGGUGCGUGUCUGUCAAUGUGAGGCAGGUUCUGAGAGAAAGAAAAUGUCACAAGAGACAUUUUAUCUGCCAAUAAGGUGCAAUUUCCAUGUUAGACCGGAGGUUGUUACCUGCCUCCUGCAGAGUCAACACCAACUGUGUGCUUAUGUCAGGUGUGAUACUGUCUGUACUGAAUGCAGUUGAAUUCUAUAGAAAUCUCUCUCAAAACUUUUUGUUGUGACAUCUUUUCUGUCCAUCGUCUUUUUCCUCAGGUACCACAAACAGAUUUACUGUAGAACUCAUCAACCUCAGAUACACAGCUACUCACCUUUUAUGUUUUUUAUGGUCUCAGCAUCACCUGAGCUGUCCACCGUUAAAGUGCAUUGUAUUUUGUACUCAAAAACAACAUGUCAAACCCAGUAUUGGCUUGCACAUACUCAUCAGCAGCAUCAUUCAGCCAGUCUGGAGACUGGCCAUCAUCUUACUGUAGACAGGCCUGUGUGUCUUCACAUUGGCAGCAUGGAUAGAUUAAUGCAUUGUUUCUACCCCUUCAGAAAAUACAGUUAAAAGUGGGACCAUUGGACUUGUCCAUUUAGGAUGAAAAAGAAACACUGAAGUAUUGCAACUCCAUAAUGUUUGGAGACUUGGAAAAGCCAGAUUUUUAAAAUAGUGGUCUAUGUAUUUUGUCUUUAUUCCCUUCAAUGGGUCAGGAAUGCCACAUCCUACAUUUCCCAUAAUACAACUGUAUCAUCUUUCCAGCUAAGUGCCAUCACCCUUUUAACUGCCUGCCCUCAGUUUGUAAUGCAGUUUUUUGUUUUUUUUUUCAAAUAUUGAAAUCUUAAACCUAACUCAAGAUAAUCCUGAUGACAUCGCUGUGACAUCAUCAGGGUUAUUUUCUCAGACUUGACAAAGCUCCUCUAGUGCCACAGAGGACAUUAUACAAACACUUUUCACAGGCUGUUAUUACAGGCUUUAUGUGUAAAAUCGGUGAAGUACCCCUUUAAAGGUCCAGCUGAUGUUAACCCCAUCUCAUCUGUUCGCCCCUAUCUAGUGUCAUGUAUUACAUUUUACUGUAAAUAUUUUUAUACAAAUUUACUGUAUAUCCCUAUGGGAAUGUUGUUAUGCAACCUGCUGAGAUGAGGUUAUUGACUAAGGUGGUUAAAGGAUGAAGCAGUGUACUGGACUGGAAAUAAACGAGUAGUCUGGUGUAGUGGACUGCUCAUCCUGCCCCACUAUGCUUCUGAUCAGGACAGUCGUCUCAGGUUAGUAUCGUGUUAGAUAAAAGAAACUUUGCCUGCUGCCUAAACCUUCAUGUGUUAGUGUGUUCUCAAAUGACAAUCUAGGACAUCCACAUGGGCUCAUUAUUUAAUGUAAACAUGUAGGGUGAUGUCUAAAGAAGCCCACUCCAUAGCACCCAUUCUAGACCAAAAAAAAAAAAAAAAAAAAGUUACUCAGUAAAUGCAAAUAUUUGGU
Messenger RNA from Chelmon rostratus (copperband butterflyfish), 3600 nucleotides. Its product is annotated as solute carrier family 45 member 3. The record is from RefSeq and is a predicted model, not a curated record. The transcript has 6 exons. Gene Ontology annotation, biological process: transmembrane transport. Gene Ontology annotation, molecular function: sucrose:proton symporter activity. NCBI's taxonomy places the organism in Eukaryota, Metazoa, Chordata, Actinopteri, Chaetodontiformes, Chaetodontidae. Bases 338 to 2050 code for a protein of 570 amino acids. Gene Ontology annotation, cellular component: membrane.